CUGGCAACCCUGAUAUAAUACAAAACAAAUCAAUCCGAUCAAUCUGGAGCUUACAUUUAUUUGUUGACCUUCGAAGAACUAACAGGCAGGCAGAUUAGGCAAUCAUCAUCACAAUGUCUGAGAAAAAGAGAGCUCUCUUCAUCUGUCUAGGAAACAUUUGCCGCUCUCCCAUCGCCGAAGCGGUGUUUUUGAAGACAAUCGCCGACGAUGGUGUGGCUGAGCAAUGGGAAGUAGACAGCGCCGCUAUCGGUGAUUGGCAUGUAGGAAAUCGGCCAGAUCACCGGGCACUGUCCACGAUGGAGAAGCACAGUCUACCGUACGAUAAUCGGGCGAGACAAAUUACCAAAGCGGAUUUCGAUCACUACGAUUACAUUUUCGGUAUGGACAAGGAAAACAUGUCCCAUCUCAAGCGGAUGGCACCGAGCGGUGUCUCGAAGGCGAAACAGUUGCUGCUGGGAGACUUCGAUACGGACGCACCCGGAAAAAUAAUCCGCGAUCCAUAUUAUGAGCAGGGGGCGAACGGAUUCGAGCAGUGUUACGUGCAGUGCGUUCGUUGCUGUAAUGGGUUCUUGGCUAAAGUUCAGAGAGGUGAAAUUUAAAAAUCAGUUGUAUUUGUUCUGUUGACGAAUGUACGAGUUAAAAAACUGUAAAAUUUGCAAGAUUUCUUACAACAA
Molecule: messenger RNA, 674 nt
Organism: Toxorhynchites rutilus septentrionalis
Lineage: Eukaryota; Metazoa; Arthropoda; Insecta; Diptera; Culicidae
Product: low molecular weight phosphotyrosine protein phosphatase 1-like
Exons: 2
Coding region: 114-599 (161 amino acids)
Biological process (GO): protein dephosphorylation
Cellular component (GO): cytoplasm
Molecular function (GO): non-membrane spanning protein tyrosine phosphatase activity; acid phosphatase activity
Source: RefSeq, a predicted model, not a curated record